AUGGCUACAACCUCAAAGAUUGUGGCGAAGCUUGAUCUAAAACCUCAUCCCGAAGGUGGGUUUUACUCGGAAACUCUGCGGGACAACUCCGUCAUCCUCUCCAAAUCUCAACUUCCUCCUCAAUACAAGGUUGAUCGCCCGAUUAGUACCUGCAUUUACUUCUUGCUGCCUACGGGAAGUGUAUCGCAUCUGCAUCGGAUUCCUUGUGCUGAAACAUGGCAUUUUUAUGCUGGGGAGCCUCUUUCUGUGGUGGAAUUAAAUGAGGACGGUAGUGUGAAAAUCACAUGCCUUGGACCCGAUCCAGUUGCCGAUAAUCAACAAGUGCAGUACACGGUUCCUCCAAAUGUCUGGUUUGGUUCAUUCCCUACCUAUGACAUAGACAUUUCUAGUGAUAUAAAGGCAGUUAAAAAACCAGCUAGGAACGGUGAGAACCACUUCUCUCUUGUGGGAUGCACCUGUGCGCCGGGAUUCCAGUUUGAGGAUUUUGAACUCGCUAAGCGCUCUGAGCUCAUUUCUCGUUUCCCUGCCUACGAGUCUCUCAUCACUUUGCUCACCUUCCCUGAAUAA
This is a messenger RNA of Oldenlandia corymbosa var. corymbosa, 567 nucleotides long. NCBI's taxonomy places the organism in Eukaryota, Viridiplantae, Streptophyta, Magnoliopsida, Gentianales, Rubiaceae. The record is from the annotation of a GenBank genome assembly.